AUGCCUGACGUUACGUGCUUGAUUCUGUCAAAACGACCUAACAGCGCCCAGGUGGGUGGAGUAUGUGACACAAAUGUCGACUGUUACGUGGCCAACUCCUCGUGCCAGAGACUCUUCACAAACUGUCUGCACGGGGAGUGUGUGUGUGCAGCCGACCACGUGCACGAUGGAGGAGUCUGCAAAUCACUUGUGUCGUUUAAUGCCACAUGUGACAACUCAACUGUUUGCGCAAACACGACCACAUGUCAGGAGGGGCGGUGCGCGUGUGACGAGGGUCUGACCUACCACCCUGUUCUACAUUCCUGUGUCCCCGGCAAUAAGAACCUUAUUGGAGAGGAAUGCGGCUCAGACAUUGACUGCUACGCAGGAAUAGCAGUUUUUUUGCACUAUGGUGGCGCUAGCACUGUUGAGGCGCUGGCACUGUUGCACCUGUCAGUGUUGAAGCGAAGCCCUUUACAACAAACGACAACAGAGAGAGCAACAUGA
Messenger RNA from Mya arenaria, 486 nucleotides. RefSeq lists its product as uncharacterized. The record is from RefSeq and is a predicted model, not a curated record. The transcript is spliced from 4 exons. NCBI's taxonomy places the organism in Eukaryota, Metazoa, Mollusca, Bivalvia, Myida, Myidae. The coding region runs from base 1 to 486 and encodes 161 amino acids.